Marasmius oreades (fairy-ring Marasmius) is the source of this 781-nucleotide messenger RNA. It is a transcript of the gene NCS1, whose product is annotated as Neuronal calcium sensor 1. Gene Ontology annotation, molecular function: calcium ion binding. Bases 42 to 614 code for a protein of 190 amino acids. Lineage: Eukaryota; Fungi; Basidiomycota; Agaricomycetes; Agaricales; Marasmiaceae. The record is from RefSeq and is a predicted model, not a curated record. Gene Ontology annotation, cellular component: intracellular membrane-bounded organelle; cytosol; membrane. The transcript has 7 exons.
ACAGUGCUCUGCACUUUCCUUCAUCACUGCUAAUCUUCAUUAUGGGCAAAUCUCAGUCAAAACUGUCACCGGAGCAACUUGCUGAUCUUCAGAAGAAUACUUACUUCGACAAGAAAGAACUUCAGCAAUGGUAUAAAGGUUUCAGGAAGGAUUGUCCAUCAGGCCAGCUUGACAAGGCAGAAUUUGGUCGGAUAUACAAACAGUUCUUCCCAUUCGGUGAUCCUACCGAGUUCGCGGACUACGUCUUCAACGUCUUCGAUGAGAACAAGAACGGAACCAUAGAUUUCAAGGAGUUCAUCUGUGCACUCAGCGUCACAAGUCGAGGUAGAUUGGACGAGAAACUGAAAUGGGCUUUCCAACUCUACGAUAUAGACAAAGAUGGAACCAUCACUUACGACGAAAUGCUUCAAAUCGUCCAGGCAAUAUACAAGAUGACUGGCGAGAUGGUUAAGCUACCUAACGACGAGGAUACUCCAGAAAAGCGCGUGGACAAGAUUUUCAAGAACAUGGAUCGUGACAAGGAUGCAAAGCUCACAUUUGAGGAAUUUGUAGAAGGAAGUAAGCAAGAUCCAACCAUAGUACAGGCUCUCUCUCUAUAUGACGGAUUGGUGUAAUUGUUUCUGCGCCUCGAAGCUGUACUUUUUUCAUUUGAAUUUUUGACUCUACUAUCCUCGCUGGGUCCUCAUGGUGGUGGCGUUCGGUAACUAUGACGAGCACAAGGUUUGGCGGACACGCUUUCGAAUAUAGGACUACGUAGUGUACAUAUGAUUGAACAUCCACU